This is a messenger RNA of Schistosoma haematobium, 5474 nucleotides long. RefSeq lists its product as uncharacterized. NCBI's taxonomy places the organism in Eukaryota, Metazoa, Platyhelminthes, Trematoda, Strigeidida, Schistosomatidae. The record is from RefSeq and is a predicted model, not a curated record. The coding region runs from base 2331 to 3719 and encodes 462 amino acids. The transcript is spliced from 4 exons.
AUUUGAGGUCAUAGUCAAUCAAGGUGACGCCGGACUGAUGACCUUGGACCGGUUUAAAACUAUAAGCUCCUUUGAAUUCAAGUUGGGUUUUUUUUAAGCACCGUAAGUUUUUCAUCUCUCUCGAAACUGAAAUAACGUGUUACCAGUUUUGCACUUCUGGAUACAAAUGAGCCUACCGUAAAUUUGUCUGUGGGUAAGAUUAGUUUGUGUUCUCACAUUAAUCACUGUGUUUGGAUAUCGCUUUCUUUCUUUAAUAUGCCACUGCUUAAGAACUGUCCAGCAAUUUAGAAACACUUUUCUUGAGAGAAAAAUGUCAUUCUUGAUUAUGAAUGUAGUUAUAAAACAGAAUCAUAAAUUUCAAUUAGGUUGCAGAAUUUUUUUGAAUGAUAAUUAUACUAAAAGUAAACCAAAUAACACGGAUACCCGAAAUCACUACAAGAAAAUAACGAAUGGCAAAUGAAAUUUCCUGAGGAAUGUUUGUUGACGCCUUAUCUUCUGUUGCUUGAUAGAUGUCAAAUACGCUGUUUCAGAUUAAAUCAAUUAAUAAAGCCAACAAUAAUAUACUUACUAUCUUCAUGUAACCUAUUGUCAUCAUUAUGAAUUUUUAACAAAACAGGUCAUACACCAGUAUUUUGUUUAGUAACGGUCUUUUGUUGCAUUUACAACGUAUUCAUAAGUUUAGACUUAUACUGUUUAAGUCUAGGAUAACGAAAAUAAUAACGUUCUUCCCCUUCGGGAAAGUUCUGAAAUUCGUUUUUAUUCCAUGCAAUAUCAGAGUACUUUAUAAGCACAGAAAAGUUUAACAAAUGUUACAGUCACUGAAUGCAACCUCUUUUCACUAUCUCUGUUAGCACUGACUAAAAGUUACAGAUUUUGGAAAGAUGAAUACUACUGACCAAUAUGAAUUAUUUCUGUGCGUGGAUUUGAUCAUUACUUACAUAUAUUACUAACAUGUGCAACUUGGCUUUAUUUUAGUACUAUGAUAAACGUUUUUGAUAAAAGGUAUUCAUAGUUUAUCUAGUAACCGUAUAGCACCAAAAUUUGCAAAAACUUAGCGGAAAAUAUAUCCCCGUUAUUUUUGGUCUUCAUCCCAGCCUCAUCGUAUGACAGGAAUUUAAACGAAGUCAUGUAUGGAUAUUAUUAUUUUCACGUUUUACCUUUUUAAAGGUCUUGUAAAUAUGUGCUGUUCAUCUUGAUGUUGCAAUAUUUUGUGAUGAAAUGAUGGCGAGUUUAUAGAUGUGGCAUUUAUUCAAUAAUUUAUGUGAAUUGAUCACGUGAUAGCUGUUCACAAAAUAAUCUUACAACAUAGAUUUCCGGAUGUACUAAUGACAGUAGGCCACUUGAACAACCAGGACGCGGUUUAUCUACCAAUCGCAUAUAGGAGCAGCAUUCAGUUUGAUAGAGUUGUAAUUCAUAGUUAGGUUUCUUAUACGGUCCAGAAGUGCAACUAAGACUAUACUAGAUCUUAUGCAACGAUGAGUAUUGCAUGAGAAUAAGGAGAUAGACUAAAAUUUGAAUUGACGCUUUUAUAUCUCAAUAAAUGUAAAUGAACUAUUCUAACAUCUUAAUGUAUAUCAUAUUAUUAACAGGGUCUUGGUAAAGAUAUAACAGCUAGCAAGAAGGAGGUUCAACUACACUCAGCAUCUCACGCUCUGAUUACUAUACAGAAGUCACCAUAUUAUUUUUAAUAACUGGUUUUUGGUCAAAAUUGACAGCUCACAACAGCUGAAUUAAUAUUUCAAAUAUUGAUGUCUACGUUUAUAUUAGCGAUAAAGACCUCAUACUAACCUUCAGAAUAUGAUCAAAUAACCUGUUUAUUAUCUUUAUAUAGCAGUGGGUUUAACUGAAAUUGUGUAAAUACUGAGUUUAUAUUAGCCAAUUUGAAUAAAAGAUACUUCAGUAUUCCUAACUUAGUGUCGAUAUGUUGUACCUAUAUUAGAUUAUGUUCAGUCUUCUGUAGAUCCUACUACGGAGUUGUUGUGAAGUACGAUAUAAAGAUAAUAAUUUAUUUACCGAUAUUGAAUUUUUCGCUUCUUUUUGUGAUAAUAACAUAGUAUACGCUUUUUUUCUGUGUUUACAUUGAUUCUUUACAACAUUUUGGGAUAGCUAAAACAAUUCUGUUUUGGAAAUAUUUCUCUAGCUUUUGCAAAUCAGUCCUAUUUUAGAAGGACGUUUGCUAAAUACACUUGAAAUAAGAUUUGGUUUUCCCGUUUUUAACCUUUUUCACAAAAUAAUGUUGGAGGUAAUGUGUUGUCUUUUUUCAAGUUUUCCACCACGUUUUAUUGAGAUGAAUCUUUCAGUUUUUAAUUUUCAGGACUAUUUCUCUAGUAAUGUACAUCAGAUAUUCAAAUAAUCGUUUCCUUAAUGCAGGUGGGAAAUACAGAAAGCUUUCAACCCUCGAAUCAUCAAGUACAUCUGUCUAUCCUGUAGCUGAUCUAAUGAGAGCACGUGCUGAGUUUAUUCACCAAUGGAAUGUAUCGAUGUCCAACCAUUCUGUAGCCAAGUCAAUCAAAAGUGAUCAUUACAAAUACCCACCAAAUAUAACUAUGAGAAAUUAUCUAGAAUAUCCAUUUCAUGAUAAUGCACCGGAAGUAUUUCCGUUUCUUCGGACUACAAAAAAUAUAAACACAACCCAAGUGGUAAAGUCUAAAGUUGUAGAACAGUCACUUGAACGUCGUAAAGUUGAAAUUAAAGUCGAUAAUAUAUCUGAUAAAGAAUUUAGGCGUGUUUGUAUGCUGCUCACUGAUAAGGCUUGUUUAUUUGAAGAUUCUGUACAAUUAGCUAAUCAAUAUCAGUGCAUAUCAGCAUGCUAUUUUAUUUGUGAUUAUUGUGAUUACAUUGGUAAAACAGAGAAUGAUGCCCAGAUACAUUUGCAACAAACAAAUCAUUUGACAUGCAGUAAAUAUUCACCUUGCUAUUAUACAAAUGAUUGCAAUGACAUGUCAAGUGAGCUGCAAAAGCCACGUGUUAUCUCUAAUAAUUCAGACAGAAUCUAUGGUUGGCAUGUUGGUGAUACAGUAGUGUGCUGUCCUACUUGUAAUUUACCAUUCUUGGAUAAGAUUAUGUGUGCAUAUCACCACUGCUUACAACAUACUGAAAACCAGUCUCUCUUUACUUACGGGAAGGUGUUGAUUGUAAGAGUUUUAAAAAUUCAAGAACCACUGGUAUGUCCUGGUUGCCAACAAUAUUUUCAUACAUUAGAUAAAAUUAUGAAUCAUUGGAUUACUUCAUCUCGUUGUAAUUCACCGUUUAUGCCAAUUUCAAACAAUAAGGAUUGUUUAGAUGCUCUUUGUGUUCUCUCUGUAUCAUGUAGCAUCUGUCAACGUAGUUUUACAGCAGUUCCAUCGUUGGAAAUAGAAGCUGAUCAUCCUGGUCAGAAGAGAAAACAUCCGUCAAACAGAGAAAAUACCUACAGGUCACCAGCUUCUUGGGCAAAAGAUUUUGGUCAUUUUUGUAUUCGUCAUGCCUUUGAACAUAUAAAUCAGGGUAGAUUUCCUUUGUGUAGCUUGAAAAUACGGAUUAUAAGUGUACCGAAACCUGUUAACUGUCUUCCUCCCAUCACUAGUACAAAUAAUUCAAGCAGAUUGCAUUUUAACCUCAGCGAAUGUAAACGUCUUAUUUCAUAUCUUGAAAAUCAUGAAUGGAAUUCCUAUUUACUUAAACAGGCUCAGAAAAGCUUUAGAGAUUUAUUUUUCGACGCUGUUUCCUAUGUCUCAUAAAUAAGUUUUUUUCAUAUCUCCUCCAAGUAACUUUUUAUUUUAAAAUGAGCAUUUAUAUUGUUCUUAUCCGUAUCUUGUGUAAUGAUAAUAAUCUGUAGUUAAUUUAAUUUUUCUUCUUUAAGUUUGUCUUUAUGGAUAGAAACUGUACCGGAUACGAGCAGAUUUAUGUACCAAUAUAUGUUGUGUUUAUCUACUUUGAAGGAAACAUUUAUUGUGGUCGUUUGUUUCUGAUGACUCUAUCACUAAUCUUCGUAUUAUCUUGUAGCCUCCAACCCUGUUUCACACAUUUUAUGACUAUUUUCUAAGAGACAAUGUUGUAGACUUCUUAUUCACAAGCUCUAAAUUGCUGCUGUGGCUCUUUUAUCUAAUGGUUUGUUUCUUGACUUUUCGUGCCAAAUCCACUAAUUAAUUUAAUUAUAAUAUAAAACGCUGUGUAUUACCAUAUCAUCUUACAGUGGUAAAAUAAUUGAAUCUCACGAAAUUAUCCUAUAACUAAGGAUGCAUAGAAGGCUUUAUCCAUUUGAUUAAAUAAUUAGGUUUUAAAAACUACGUUCGGAGAUUUGAUUUUCGUCUUUGUGAUAUUUGGAUAUCUAACUUUCUUGCCUUUGAAUAUCAUAGUUGCGAUAAUAUAAGUGGCUAGUGUAACACAGCCCUACUCUCUGUUCACAUCCUAGUUUUUUUCGUUCGGAACUAUAUCCCUAACACUUGAGUUUUACAUUGAGUCUGCUAAACAAUAGUAGGACAUCAAACAUCUAAUCUACUUUUUAUUGAUCCAAGUACUUGAAAUUGCAGAGUGGUGAUAAGACGACUGUCAAAACUCGUUAGAUUUGUUAAGUACUCAGUUAAAUUGUCAGUGUCUACUGAAACAUAUGGUUUAGAUAAUUUCAUUGGAAUCAUAAACCGAUUAAUGUUGUCAUUAUUGAAAACCUGGGAGCACUAAACGACCGUUUCGCCCUAGUAUGGGGCUCCUCAACAGCGCUCAUUUGCGAUCCCCCACUCUGCAUUCGAACCUAAGCCCUUCGGCCUCGCGAACGCUUAACCUUUACAUCACGGAGUCGGCGUCUAACGGCGUUACUGUCUAUCUUAAACCAAUCGAAGGUGUUGCACGAUCAUCUGCCAUUGUUGAUUUCAAUGAAAUCCAAUAAUCUCCACAACUCCAAAGUGAAGAUUUCGUUAAUAUUUGAUAACUUUAUAAUGUAGUGAUUUUCCAUAAAUUUCAAGGCGCUCUCGAUUAUAUGUAUGUAUAGCUGCCGUGUCGACCAUUUAAAUUACUGAACUCAUCGGUUAUGAGAAAGAGGUACUAUCCAACAUUUGUUUUUGUUAAGGGAAAUUUUUUGUACAAGACGACAAUGUUUCUGAUAUUUUUGGGACGGGUUGACGCUGUUGUAUACAAAUUUAGUGUGGUGUUUGAAUGAACUAAUGGUACCUUUGUACUUGUUGAAUGCUCAAUUUCGAAUUCCAAAUACAAUACAUUCGUUUGUGCUUGUGUCGUAGUUCUUGAUUCAGUUGCGUUAAUUCUGGGAUUCCUAGUUCAUACGAUAAUUCAAAUACUUUCAAAUAUUACAUUUAGUUAUUUAUUUUUAUUGCUCUUUUGUAAUAUCCUAAAUUUCUGGCAUUUUUCUAUUAUUUGUUACUUUUUCCUACGGUAUACAACUGGUCAUCGAUUUAAUUAUUUCCAAAUAUUGCAAGGAUGAAGAUUUAAGCAGAAUAAUAUGAAUUCGUUUGGUUCUUGUCAGCUGCUCACAACCCACAGCA